Messenger RNA from Lipotes vexillifer (Yangtze River dolphin), 1782 nucleotides. RefSeq names its product spermatogenesis associated 7 (gene SPATA7). Bases 1 to 1782 code for a protein of 593 amino acids. The transcript has 12 exons. Gene Ontology annotation, cellular component: ciliary basal body; photoreceptor distal connecting cilium; rod photoreceptor outer segment. The record is from RefSeq and is a predicted model, not a curated record. Lineage: Eukaryota; Metazoa; Chordata; Mammalia; Artiodactyla; Lipotidae. Gene Ontology annotation, biological process: photoreceptor cell maintenance; microtubule cytoskeleton organization.
AUGGAUGGCAGCCGGAGAGUCAGAGCAGCCUCUGUCCUUCCCAAAUAUGGUCCACCCUGCCUAUUUAAAGGACACUUGAGCACCAAAAGUAAUGCUUUUUGCACUGACUCCUCCUCUCUCAGACUAAGUACCCUCCAACUGGUCAAGAAUCACAUGGCUGUUCACUAUAAUAAAAUCCUUUCAGCCAAAGCUGCAGUAGACUGCUCAGUUCCACUAAGCAUGAGUGCCAGCAUCAAAUAUGUAGACCAACAACGAAGAGAGAAACUCAAAAAGGAAUUAGCACGGUGUGAAAGGGAAUUGAAAUUAACUAAAAGUGCAAUGCAAUCCCAUUCUAAAAGUAAUUCCAAGUCAUUACUUAACACUCUACAAAAGCCUCCAGGAGAACCACAAGAUGAAGAUGCUUUGUUAAUCGAAGAAGUGAACGGAUUUCCAUCCUUUAAAAGGUCACCAGUAACUUCUUCAGAGCGACUACACUUAAAUCCACCUAAAUCCAAUAAAGUCCUCACAAAUGGUACUGAGAAGAACUCCAGUUCUUUCCUGUCCAGCAUGGAUCACGCUGCCUCUGGGCCCAGGAAAUCAUACUCUGGAACCUCCUACGGCAGAAGGCCCCGGGGCACAUCCCUAAAUUCCCAGCGGUUUCAGUUAGUUAUUUCAAAAGCACCCAGUGGGGACCUUUUGGAUAAACAUUCUGAACUCUUUUCUAACAGACAUUUGCCAUUCACCCCACGCACUUUAAAAACAGAAGCAAAAUCUUUCCUGUCACAGUAUCGAUAUUAUACACCUGCCAAAAGAAAAAAGGAUUUUACAGAUCAGCAGAUAGAAGCUGAAACUCAGACUGAAUUAAGCAGCUUUCAAUCUGAUUUUGAGACAGUUGAGAUUAAGAACUUCACAGAUUCAGAAAUGAAGCAGGCAUCUAGCUGUAUGUCGUAUGGUACGAAAGGAAAAAUAACCCCUUUACCUUUACAAGGACAUGAAUUACCAUGGGAUAAGGUUAAAGACAGUGCUCUUCAGUGUUCCUCAUCAAGGGCAGUAUGUCAAUGUCCCCUGCAGCCUCCUUCAGGGAGAAAAAUCUAUUCUGAUGAAGAAGAACUGUUGUAUCUGAGUUUCAUUGAAGAUGUAACAGAUGAAAUUUUGAAACUUGGUUUAUUUUCAAACAGGUUUCUAGAACGACUGUUUGAGAGACAUAUAAAACAAAAUAAACAUCAUUUGGAGGAGGGAAAAAUGCGCCACCUGCUACAAAUCCUAAAGGUGGACUUAGGCUGCGUAUCCAAGGAAAACUCAGUAAUGCUAGAUGAUGUUGGUAUGUUGCAUUUACUUGAUUUUGAAAAGGCUGAGAAUUCAGAACAAAAUGAAUAUAAAAAUGAACAAGAUGUAGCCAUUCAACAGGAACGUCAAGAAUACCAAAAAGCUUUGACUAUGUUAUUGUCUGUUCCAAAGGAUGAGAACAAGAUAGUCUCUUCACCAAAUGAAUUUUUCCUGCCUGUCUGUAAAUCACAGUAUUCAGAAGGGGUUAUAAUUCAACAGGUAAAUGAUGAAACGAAUCUUGGAACUUCAGUUUGGGAUGAAAAAAAUGUAAGUAUGUCAGACAGUUUACUAGACCAAGAAACUUCUGUGAAUGUCAUUGAAGGAGACAGUGACAGUGAAAAAGUUGAGACUUCAAAUGAAUUGUGCUGUUUUAGCACAGCACUCUCCCCAUCUGUUCAGUUAUGCAGUGUCAAAGAUGGUAAUCAGGACAUGGAAGGACCAACUCUUAAAAUCAUGGAAAUGAGCAUUGAGGACUGA